This is a messenger RNA of Lodderomyces orthopsilosis Co 90-125, 1695 nucleotides long. RefSeq lists its product as uncharacterized. Gene Ontology annotation, biological process: DNA replication initiation. Lineage: Eukaryota; Fungi; Ascomycota; Pichiomycetes; Serinales; Debaryomycetaceae. The record is from RefSeq and is a predicted model, not a curated record. Gene Ontology annotation, cellular component: nucleolus. Bases 1 to 1695 code for a protein of 564 amino acids. Gene Ontology annotation, molecular function: chromatin binding. The transcript has a single exon.
AUGGGUAAAAGAAAGGCCAAGACACAGGAGCUUGAGAAGAGAAAGAAAAUAAAACAAGCCCAGGACGCCCAACUUUCAACUGGUUUAUUCAAUGGAGAUAUCGACGAGGAGACGUAUGUCAAUGGUCAUGAUUGGGAGAAUGAAGAACAGGACUAUGAAUUAAGGCCGAGAAAGAUGAAAGAGAAACAUCUUAUUGAAGCAUCAUUACCAAUCAAAAGAGAAGAUGGCAGAAUAGAGAGAGUCAUGAGGGAAGUCGAGGAAAAAGAAGAGGAGGAAGAAGAAGAAGAAGAAGAGCAAGCGAGACAAGAGGAACAACAAAAGCAACAGGAGCAACAGGAGCAAGGGCAACAGGAGGAGGAUGAAGACGCACACCUCUCACCAAGAGAAAAAUUGAUCAAAACAAAGGAAGAGAUUGCUGAGCUUGGUUCAAAAUUGAUCGAAAAUCCUGAAGAAAAUAUUGCCUGUUUAACUCGUUUACGCAAAAUGAGUGAAUCAAAAAACUUCAUGACUUCACAAUUGGCAAUAAUGGCUCUUUUACCCAUUUUCAAAUCAUUGGCGCCAUCAUACAGGAUAAGAUCAUUGACUGACGCUGAAAAGAGAGAAAAAGUGAGUCGAGAUGUGGCAAGAUUACGUCAAUAUGAGCAAACCUUGGUUGUCAACUAUAAAGCUUACCUUGAUUUACUUUCUACAUGCUCGAAAAUCUCCUACUCCAACUCAGCUAAUAACGACAAAAUAACCACCGAUCAAUUGAAGAGGGGUAAUCUAGCGUUGAAAGCUGCCACCGAAUUGUGCACAUCGUCGUUAAGACAUUUCAACUACAGAAAAGAGUUGUUUACAAUAUUGAUCAAAAGACUCAAUCGAAAACCAGCAUUUGAACAAGACGUUCCAGUGUUUAUCAAGUCGGUGCGUGCAUUGGAGACAUUACUUAAAGAUGAUGAAGAACAUGGAGAUAUUACAGUGGACAUUAUAACCAUCUUGACGAAAACCAUCAGAGACAAGAAAUACCGGGUUGAUGAGUCUGUCGUCAACAUUCUUUUAUCAGCUUCGUUAUUGGCAGACUAUUCCCCCAACGACGAUGAAGACAAACCAAAGAUAAAAAUGAAAAAGAAAGAUCGGGUGCAUUUAUCAAAAAAGGAGAGAAAGAAUAGAAAGGAACGUAAAGAGAUUGAGGAGGAAAUUCGCCAAGCACAGCAAGCAAUCACCGUUGAACAACGUGAGAAAUAUCAAGCCCAAGUGUUGAAAAUGAUUCUUAUGUGCUAUUUGGAAAUUUUAAAAGCUAGUCAAGAUGAUGAAACUCAAGAAGGACAAAACGCGUUGCCUUUAAUUGGGAGUGCAUUGAGAGGAUUAUGCAAGAUUGCCCAUUUGAUCAAUGUCGAUUUAGUUGCCGAUGUAUUUUUGACAGUUAGAGGAAUCAUGAUGGAUAUAAUUGAGGAAUUCAACACCAAAAUGCUAGGGGAUUGCAUACAUGCUCUUUUGAAUACUGGAAACCGAAGACAACAAACAGUACUGGAGCCCACUGAAAUACUGCAGUUGUUACAAUCAAUGAAGUUGCACACUCCAGAAAUUGCAACAUUGCGGUUGAUAUACGAAUUUAUAAGUCGCUAUGGUGAUAAAAGAGAGGACGAGUCAUGGGAAGAUGUAUUGUUGGAUAGUCAUUAUUGUCCAAUGGUGAAAGAGUUGAAGAAACAGAGGUGA